AUGUCAACACCUGCACAAAAGGCCAAUCUCGCCCGCAUCCGAGACAACCAGAGGAGAUCCCGAGCUCGCAAAAGAGAAUACCUGCAAGAUCUGGAGAAUCGCCUACGGGUAUGCGAGCUCCAGGGCAUCGAGGCCUCUGCAGAAGUGCAGAUGGCUGCCAGAAGGGUCGCCGAAGAAAACAGACAGCUCCGCGAGCUCCUCCAGAAGCAGGGCCUUAGCGACGACUACAUCAACCACUAUCUGCAGAGCGCCAUGCUGUCAGCGCCUGAUCUGGCGAGCCCGACCUCGUUUGGAAGCAAUCCGGGACCACCCGUACAGUCUCUGCAGCAGCUCCUUACUCCGCGACGACCCAAUUCCCUCGACCCCAACGUCCCCUUCCCCUUACCGACUCAGGCCAGCCGGGAGACCUCCGCUACCAGUGUCUCAACCACCACCUCCUCGCUCUGGGAGGGAAACCAACCGGCAAUGUCUUCUCAAUACACCCACCACCAGGCAAUGAACGUCCCCGGCGCCAUGGCCGCGCCGACAAGUGGCCAGUCGUACUCGGCGUCGGUGUACUCCAGUGAUUCGGCCUCCCAGGUGGAACCGUAUUCUGCGCACCAGCAAAAUAGUGUGCUGGGAAGUCAACGCCAACCGCCGCUAAACUCGCAGCAGAUCCAGUCUGGUAUGCAAGGGGGCAUGGCUAUGGGGUACGCAGAGCCAACCUCUUCAUAUAAUCCAAACGGACGAGAUUUUGGACCGCCUAGCGUGUUCUGA
Messenger RNA from Clonostachys rhizophaga, 756 nucleotides. The record is from the annotation of a GenBank genome assembly. NCBI's taxonomy places the organism in Eukaryota, Fungi, Ascomycota, Sordariomycetes, Hypocreales, Bionectriaceae.